Molecule: messenger RNA, 1085 nt
Organism: Ceratina calcarata
Lineage: Eukaryota; Metazoa; Arthropoda; Insecta; Hymenoptera; Apidae
Product: protein FAM162B
Exons: 4
Coding region: 97-582 (161 amino acids)
Source: RefSeq, a predicted model, not a curated record
AGUUUGCUUGUGUUUCUUGAGUUAGUUCCUUUUAGUUCUACUUGUAUAGCCAAGUAGAACGGAUUUGUUUUUUCAUUAAAAGUUGAUAGAAUACACAUGAUGUUUUGUGGAAGAUUGUCAAAGCAGCUGCUAAGAGCAAGACAAUUUCAUUCUACUCUUGUUAAAAAUGAAACUAAACCUACACCUCCGUCUUCAAAGUCAACUACUUCUAAAACCAAAAUGACAGCCGAAGAAUUGCAAGAACAUGUAUUGGGGGCACCUUUACACACUGUGGGCGCUCUCGAUAAAUUUAUAUUAGUUUGGGUUAAACGGUAUCCUAGUAUAAGUGAAGUACCAGCGCAAGUGAGCAUACCAUGUAUUCAGAAGGCACAUACAAAGGCAAGGAUUUAUGUAUGCUAUAUGAUGAUGGUAUUUGGUAUAGCUGGCUUUUUUAUAUCAUCGUGGAUGGGAAAAAGAGAUGCUGCAGCUGGGAAAAAUAUAGUAACAGAGAGAAUGAAGUGGUAUGAAGAAGUAAGAGAAAAAGGUCGAAAAGAAAAGGCAGCUGCUGAAGCAGCAGCAGCAGCAGCAGCUGAUAAACAAUGAAAUACAAUCUCACAAUCAGUUAAAUUGAUAAUAUGAAAGAAUUCGAAAAUUAUUUACUGAUAACUUCUGAAUACUCCGAACAGUUUCACUAGUCUAGCAUUGUAUGUGAUUUAUCAAUGAUAAUAAUGCAAUGAGCAAUAAUAUAAAUUAGCAAUACUCCAUUCAUGGGGUCGCUUCAGCGGUUUUGGUUCCCCACGAGACUUGGAGAAAUGCAGUAUCGUAAGACGCGAAGUCGCUUGGAGAGCAUUAUUUUAUGAAUUCAUUGUUUUUAAACGUGAUUACGUUAUGUAUAAGUUGUGUACAGUAAGUAUUCUAAGUACUCUUCUGUAAACAAUCAUAAUAGAAGAGAAUGUAUUUUUAUAAAAAAGUGUAAAUUCUUUAGGCUCAUUUUCAAAUCUUAUUAAACAUUUCUUGCAAAUAUACAAUAAAAAGAAUGUUCCAAAACAUUUGUUCCUUGUAAAAGAGUUUGAUGAUAAAAAAAAUAAACAAAAAAUUAUAGUUUG